Molecule: messenger RNA, 4735 nt
Organism: Rhododendron vialii
Lineage: Eukaryota; Viridiplantae; Streptophyta; Magnoliopsida; Ericales; Ericaceae
Product: disease resistance protein RUN1-like
Exons: 5
Coding region: 402-4448 (1348 amino acids)
Biological process (GO): defense response; signal transduction
Molecular function (GO): ADP binding
Source: RefSeq, a predicted model, not a curated record
UGGGCAAGUAUCCUAACUUUUGCCGAUUAAAAAGAAGAAGGUAACUUGAGAAAAUUAAAGUUGAGCAGUUGAGUUAUCAAACAAUGAAAAAAGACAAAAGAGAGCCAAGCAAUAUUUUGUCUGUAUCAUAGCCAAACACUUUACAAGAUUAUAUCUUGAUCUUAUUGGGAUUAGGUCAUUUAGGUUCCAAUUAAACAAAGACUGGGUAGUUUGGCGGAUGCAAUCGGAGCUGGCUACUGCCUCCCCCAGAUUCAUUCCAUCCAGGCAACAUGCUUAAUUUCUACAGGCCAAGGAAUUUUAUUAGAAGCACUAACUAGAGGUGAACCCGCCCGAAACCGAAAUUUAUCAGUGGCAGAGAGAGCAGCGGCGAUCGAUCUCUUGGUGCUUGACUCCUGAUCAUCAUGAGUCUUUUCUCUACCAUGAAAUCCCAAGAAGCGUCUUCUUCGAAUUCUCGACAUCCGUAUGAUGUGUUCCAAGAAGCCUCUUCGUCGAAUUUUCGAUACCCGUAUGAUGUGUUCUUGAGCUUCAGAGGCGAAGACACUCGCAAGGCUUUCACUGGCCACCUUUACACAGCUUUGGAAAGUGCUGGAUUUCGCACCUUCAGAGAUGAUGAUGAAAUAGAAAAAGGAGAAGAUAUCAAGUUUGAACUGGAGAAAGCAAUCGAAGAGUCAAGGAUGUCAAUAAUUGUCUUCUCAAAGAGCUAUGCAUCAUCGACCUGGUGUCUUGACGAGCUAGUGAUGAUCCUCAUGAAGCGCAGGACUUCCCGACAUGAAGUACUACCUGUCUUCUAUCAUGUGGAUCCAGGUGAUGUGAGGAAGCAAAAUGGUAGCUUUAAAGACGCAUUUACAAGGCAUGAAACAGGAGAACGAAAAGAGGAAUUGAAAGACAAAGUUGGAACAUGGAGGCAUGCACUUACUGAAGUUGCAGGUCUGGCUGGGAUGGACUUGAAACAAGGAGACGAGGCAAGGUUUAUCCAAGAUAUUAUAACUGCGGUUGAAGACAAAUUAAGUCGCACAAUGACGUUGGACAUUGGCCCCCACUUGGUUGGAAUAGAUCCGCGAGUUGAAAACAUUCGGCUUUGGUUAGAAGAUGGGCCAACUAAUUUUGGCAUAGUUACAAUUUGUGGAAUGGGUGGGAUAGGCAAGACAACCAUUGCAAGGUAUCUGUAUAAUUUGAACUUCUCAAGAUUCGAAGGUAGCUGUUUUCUUGAAGAUGUAAGAGAAGUUUCACAAACACGAGAUGGUUUACUUCGUUUACAAAGACAACUUCUUUCAACUAUUUUGAAGAAAAGAAAAGUAAGAAUAAAUAGUAUUGCUGAAGGAACUGCUAAGAUUAAAAAUGCCAUAUCUUGCAAAAAAGUUUUUGUAGUUCUUGAUGAUGUGGACAAACUUGAUCAAUUCGAUGCAAUUAUUGGAAUGCGAGAUUGGCUUUUUCCAGGGAGUAAAAUCAUCAUAACCACCAGGAAUGAGCGGUUGCUUGGGGCUAAUGAAUUCUAUAAGGUGCAUAGGGUUAAAAUCCUGAGUGACAAGGAAUCAUUAGAGCUCUUUAGCUGGCAUGCCUUUGGAAACUGUUGUCCCAAAAAUGGUUAUGGAGAGGUCUCCGAAAGGGUGGUAAACUACUGUGGAGGGCUUCCAUUAGCAAUUAAAGUUCUAGGUAGGUCUCUAUCAGGGAAAGGCGUAAAUGUAUGGAAAAGUCAUCUAAAAAAAUUGAAAGCGAUUCCUGAUGGUGAAAUCCUUGGAAAACUCAAAAUAAGCUAUGACUCUUUGCAGGACAACAACGACAAGUAUCUCUUCAUCCAUCUUGCUUGUUUGUUUAUUAAUGGCAUGUUUAAUGUCACGAAAGAUAGUACAAUUAUGAUCUUAGACGGUUGUGGAUUUUACACAAUGGAUGGGAUUCAAAACCUUGUGGAUAGAUGCCUGAUGUUGGUUGAUGGUAACCUACUCAAGAUGCAUCAAUUGCUUCAAGAAAUGGGAAGAGAAAUUGUUCGUCAAGAGUCAUCAAAGGCGCCGCUCGGAGAACGUAGAAUCUUGUGGAAUCAGGACGCAUGUGAUGUAUUGAGAGAAAAAACUGGCACAAACAAAGUCGAAGGUCUUACACUCCAUAUAGGCUUGUUGAAGGAAGAUAAGAAUUGCAAUACGGUCUUUGGUGCCAACAGAAAACGUCGUUAUGGAGAGUUCCUUGAGCAGCCUUUCUUGGCAAAUGUAGGUCGUUCCCUUAAAAAAUAUGGUUUCAACAUCUUCUCCUCUCACCUUGAAGCCACUGGUCCAGAAACUUCAAAUCAAGUAGCUUUUGAAGCUGAUGCAUUUGGAAGGAUGCAUGACCUCAAAUUUCUGCAGCUCUAUGGUGUACAUAUUAGUGGACCCUACAAAAUGCUUCCCAAAGGAUUAAAAUGGUUGUCCUGGCAUGGAUUUCUGCUUAAUUCCAUACCUAAUGAUUUCCCUUUGGAGAACCUAAUCGCUCUAGACAUGUGCCAUACCAGCUUGAAAAAUGUGUGGGAAGGAACCAGGUUUCUUGAGUUUUUAAAAACCCUCAAUCUAUGCCAUUCCCCUGACCUUGCCAGAACUCCAGACUUUUCAGGAACCCCCAAUCUAGAGAGAUUGUUACUUAAUGAUUGUAGAAGUUUGGUUGAUGUUCAUGAAUCCAUUGGAAGUCUCGAGAGACUUUUUUUGUUGGAUUUAAGAGAUUGUAAAAGUCUGAGGAAGCUUCCGAGAAGCAUUGGUAAGCUAAAGCUUUUGAAAUCUCUUAAGCUCUCAGGUUGCCCAAAUAUUGACGAAUUGCCAACAAACAGGGGUAGUAUGGAUUCUCAUUCUCCCUCAGCUAGUGGGGAGGUGAAUGCAAUGCAAUCUUUCAUCCGGCCUUGGCUGUUGAAGCCAAGAAAAAAUCCAGAAAUGUCAUGGACUUCUUUAUCACAGUCCUUGGUGGAAUUAACUCUUGCGGAAUGUAAUCUUUCAGACGAUGAUUUACCGAGAGAUCUUGGCAAACUAUGCUCAUUGGUGUAUAUUAAUCUGGCGCGUACUCAGAUUUCCAGCCUCCCAGAUUUCAUCAGAGGUCUUACCAGGCUCAAUGUCCUUGACAUACAUGGCUGUCCAAGGCUCCGGAAACUUGAAGGGCUCCCACAAGUACACACGUUGAUUCCUGGAAAUAAUCCAUUGUUGGAGGAAGUAACCGUUCAAGUCUUUCACUGUUCAAAAACUGCUUGUCAUCUAUUUUUUCGGUCAAACAGAAAUUCAACUGAUUGUCGUUUGGAUACAUGUGACCAUGUAGAUAAGCCUCUGGGCUUAUUCAAAAUAGAACCCAUAGAAAAUGUUGCAGCUGAGAUUACUAAAAGUUUGGGCUUGUCGAACUUGCAAUCCAUUGGAAAGCAAAAUGUCAAGAUAUCGACAAGGUAUGGCAUGAACCAACGGAAGCUUCCCCUCCAGGGAUGUCAUGAAAGACAUAUAUUCUCCGCUUACCUUCCAGGUAGCAAUGUUCCAGAGUGGUUCAAUUUUAAGAAUCUAGGAGGAUCAUCGGUUGAUUUUACUGUGCCUUCAAAUCCUAAUUCCAAAGUACGAGGCUUGAGUAUCUGUUCUGUGUAUGAGUUGUCAUGUGCUCCGCUAGAUUAUCGUUGGGAAGGAGACCAACACACCAUCGUAAGUAACAAAACAAAGGGUUUGGUUUGGAGCCAUUGUCCAGGGGUUUUUGGGGUUGGAAAAGCUGGAGAGGAUAUGAUGUGGUUAAGUUAUUGGAAGUAUGGGAAACGAUUAUUGGAAGCUGGUGAUGAACUCCGUGUUUCAGUGUUUGGUGGGCCAUGUGUGCAAGUGAAGGAGGUUGGAGUUCGUGUUCUAUACAAUGAAGAACAAGAAGCAGAGUGCAGGGCGAUUCAGGGAAAAGCCCCAUUGGAAGAACUACCAGAAGUCGCCAUGAUUUCGAUGAGUUCCCGAUCAGACAUUAAUGAAGAACAAGAAGCAGAGCUCAGGGCAAUUCGGGGAAAAGCCCCGAUGGAAGAACUACCAAAAGUCACCAGGAUUUCGAUGAGUUCCCAAUCAGACAUUAAUGAAGAACAAGAAGCAGUGCUCAGGGCAAUUCGGGGAAAAGCCCCGAUGGAAGAACUACCAGAAGUCGCCAGGAUUUUGAGGAGUUCCCAAUCAGACAUUAAUGAAGAAAAUGUGUCCCGUCAAACCUAUUAUCAGUUUGGAAAUAUCAUUCCGGAAAGUGUUCCAGCACAUCCGAGAACAAAAUUGUACCAACUCGGUAUGCAUGGUGAUCUAUGUGAGUUUUGCCAAGAAAUGUACCCUCGACCUUGGACCACUGCCAUGUCUUAUAAGGAUUGGGAUACUGAAUGUUGGGCUCCAAGACUGCUGGUGCUGCCUUCAUACUAUGUUUCUGAUUCGCUCAGAGUCGAACUAGAAACGUCACAUUGUCGAGGAAUGUCUUGUUGCAAACCCCGCUAUGGUCUCAUAUGUUAUUAAAGAACGCUGAUUUAGGCCCCGCUAUGUGUGUGUUACUCAUAACGUUGUUGGCAUGCUGUGGUUGACAUACUUUUAAUAGGGAGAUUUUGCAUGUUUAUGUUCGAGAUAUUUGUCAUGGUACUCUUUUUUUUUUAAAAAAGUCGGUACUCUUUACCUGAUAUGUAUGUUAUGUCUUCCAUAGCGUUUCUGGAAUACUAUGUGCCUAGAAAGUGGAAUGAAAGCUAUGUGAUCGACACUAUGUUCUCCCGUGCAUUUGACAAGGAUUCAAACCAAGGUUUUGAAUAUUG